AUUCUGCAACAUGAAUCAGAAAGCGCGCGUUAGUAAAGAGCUUAAUGAAAAACACAGAAAGAUACUCGAGGGGUUACUUAAAUUACCAGAGAACCGGGAAUGUGCUGAAUGCAAAAGCAAGUAGGUGGCAUGGGGUCCAAGAUGGGCAAGUGUAAAUCUUGGGAUUUUUUAUAUGUAUGCAAUGCUCUGGAGUUCAUAGAAGUCUUGGAGUACACAUAUCAAAGGUGAGAUCUGCUACCCUUGAUACAUGGCUACCAGAUCAGAUUGCAUUUAUACAAAGUAUGGGAAAUAAGAAAUCAAAUAGCUUUUGGGAAGCCGAGUUGCCUCCUAAAUACGAUAGAGUUGGGAUUGAAAAUUUCAUUCGUGCAAAGUAUGUAGACAAGAGAUGGAUUCCUCGAGAGCAGAAAGUUGAAACUCAUUUGAGUAUAAUACGAAAAGAGAAUGUUCCACUUUAUAAACCCGGGACCACAACUAAGGCCAUCGUUCUUUUCCCUGAGCCAAAACAGACCCCUCAACUUUACAAUUUGAACAAAACGACACCUCCUCUUCCUUCUUCUAGAGUUGUUGACCAACAGGUCAUUAUACAACCAAAACAAACUGAACCCAAGUUAAAACCAGAGGAAAGUAAAGCUAUUGUGGUUGUACCAGAUCAAAAGGUUAAUAAUGACUAUAAUGCCACUUAUCUUUUUGAUAUUCCCCCUGUGGAUGCAAAUGGCUUCAAACCUUCUUCUAGCAAUGAGGAUCCACAAGCAAAAACCCAAACGUUAGACAAUGAUGCGAAGAAAUCAAGUAACAAAGUGAAGUCCGAAUUUGAGGAUCUUUUUGAUGGAUUAGAUUGGGUUGCCCAAGAACCUUGUACACAAGUAAAAAACGACACCAUGAAACUUUUUGAAAAGUCAACUACAAUGCAACCGCUUCCUGUCCCGCAACAACAAUAUAAGGUCAUGGGUAAUCAUCAAAAUGGCACCAACGGAUUCCACCGUCUUCCAAAUCAGCAAAUCGGAAACAGCAAAUCUUCACAACCUAUCGGGAAUCCCGGUUUUUACACCACAUCCAGUAUGUAUGGUGGAAGUCGAGUUGUCCCGAGUACAAAAACUUUAGGAAGAAGUAGACCGUCCACGACAUCCGCGGGAAAGCUAAGCCUUCCGACUCAAUUAGGAGGUGAUUACGACUUCUCGUCGUUAACACAAGGGAUGUUUGGCAAACGAUGAGCAUAUUUUUAUUUUUUAUCAUGGGGUUUUAAAGGAAAAUAAGCCAUUAAUUAUAUAGAAAUAGAAAUUAUAGUAAAUUCAAU
Lactuca virosa is the source of this 1294-nucleotide messenger RNA. NCBI's taxonomy places the organism in Eukaryota, Viridiplantae, Streptophyta, Magnoliopsida, Asterales, Asteraceae. The record is from the annotation of a GenBank genome assembly.